Homarus americanus (American lobster) is the source of this 5248-nucleotide messenger RNA. RefSeq names its product telomerase RNA component interacting RNase-like. Gene Ontology annotation, molecular function: 5'-3' exonuclease activity; 3'-5' exonuclease activity. The coding region runs from base 6 to 452 and encodes 148 amino acids. Lineage: Eukaryota; Metazoa; Arthropoda; Malacostraca; Decapoda; Nephropidae. The transcript has 3 exons. The record is from RefSeq and is a predicted model, not a curated record.
UAAACAUGGCGGACGUGGGCAGUCAACACUACUCGAGCUCUGACAGUAGGGAAGACUCCAACAGCCAAGAUGCCACUAAACAACAGUCGCCAAAUAUAUUCAGAAAUGACGGUUCUUUCAUGGAGAUGUUUAAAAAGUUACAAGAAGACCAGAAGAAAAGGGAAGACGAUGGAAAAGGAGGAGUAACCAGUAGAAGCAGCCCGACCCCAGAGGUUGAGAGAAGCCAAUCCAAGGAUCAUAAGAAGACGACUUUAAGUUUUGUGGGCAAACGGCGGGGCGGCAGAAUCCUGGCCACUGGGAUGGUCAAGAAGCAGAGGAAAGAAGCGAAGACUGAGAAGCAACAGUCGGAUGAUGGUAAAACGGACGCUUGGUCACAAUAUAUGAGCGAAGUGAGAAAAUAUAAGGAGCAGUCGUGUGAGGAAGAAGGCAAGAGACGACCCUUAGUCAAGUGAUUCUCCUCCUCCAUACUGUAACAAUCUCUCGCCUCAGUUAGCUCCAUCCCAGUCUAAAAUAUUAUCAAGUGAUUCUUCUCCUUCAUACUGUGACAACAAUCUCUGCCUCUGUUAGGUCUCACAGUCUAAAAAAAUUGUAUGAUUGAAAUUUGUUGAGUUGCUCAUACAAUUAAAUUAACCAUGACCCAAGUUAGAAUUUUUUUUAGGUUGGUACUUAAGGUUGGAUUUUGUUUUGUUUUUGGCGAAUCAAAUGGCAGACUAAUUUAUAUAUUGUUUCAAGCCCGUCGCCAGGGGGGAAGGGGGUUCGAGGGAUUUGAACGAACCCUCUUUUGUCUCCAGUACGGGAGGUCUUUGUUAUACGUUGGGGAUCGGUUCCAGAGAAAUGUGACAUAUUGAAAUGCUAUAUAAUGAGGAAUUUUCCCCCAUAAAUGUUAAUUAAUUUGGGGUAUAGUGUUCCAUCAUAUGCAGUAAUAACCCUUGAACGAUCAAGGUGUGUUCGUAGAAAGAGAUAUGUUCACAAAGUUAUUUAUUACCUUUGAGUGAUAUAUAAUGGUUUGAUUUAGCUUCUAAAAAACUUAAACAACUGAUCAGUGAAUAAACCAGGAUAUAUGAAGAUGCAUUAUACAUUACAAUAUUUAUUAAGUUGUGAUAAAUAAACUACAACAUUACUUACUAAAUGCUGAAGACAAAUCCUGGGGUAAGCACCAACACUCUUGAGCAGUGACAUCAGCGGUGCUUGAGUGCUGGCAACAUUGUUAGGGAGAGCAGGAAUGAUCAGCUGUUGCUGCUCUGUGAACAAGCAACUGGGAAUAUAAUAGUUUGAACAACACAAUAACUUAUUGGAGGUUGAGUGUGAGACGUUUUGGGGAAAAUUAAUUAUUUUACCAUAAUAAUUUAUUACCCCGGCACCAAAUGAACUUAAAUAAUAUGGGAGUUAUGGUGAAAUUACACGUCGUUAUUAAGGGAUCUUGGGCUGAUGGGCGUGGGAGAGUUGACCACUCAGUCAAGCCAACACUCCCUCGCCUCCUCUCCCCAGCUGUUCACCCAGAUGUAGUUUUGUAGUUUUCUCUUUCCAUUUCUCUACGUGCAAACUAUUCAUUUAUAUAAGAAUUGUAUAAGAAUAAGAUUUUCUAACUUUUAUUUUUUGGUGAUGAAACACUUGCAUGAUUUAAAUGUCUGCCAUGAGAUGUACAGUAGCCUGGCAAGUCACGGUGUGUUGCCAAGAUGUUUUUAACACUAUUUACGAAUCAUAUAAAACAGUGGAUGAUGCAGAUGACGUAUACUGUAUGAGAAACAAGCGACGUACUAUAUAUUGGUAGAACGUAUAACGGGGACCCCCUGUAUUGUAUGUGUUCAAUAUUGACCGCUGAGCUUCCAGACAUUGUUUAACUGAUGCUCUUAAACACAGCUUUUCCACAUUUUAAAACUAAAGAUGAUUGGUUCUGUGGUGAAACCUGGCAGCUCUACUUAUUGAAUAUGUUUCCUGGUUGAAAGUCGGUCCUUGUGACGCCUUGAUCACACCUGUCAACAUCGCCUGGUCUGAGAGGACCACCAGUGUGAUUGAUAGUUUGAUCAAGGAUGAUCUUGGGUGAGACCUGAAGUGUCUGCUAGUAAAGUGGCAAAGACUCUUAAAAUUACUUACUCAGGGUUGGUGCCUCUGAAAAGGUGUUUUGCCUAGAUCUUAACUGUGAUUAUACACUACUGUACUGCUGUGUGAAGGCAGUAGAUUUUGGGUGGAAAAGAGACAAACCCACACAAUGUGUGUGAGUUCAAGGUACCAGAACUCGGCCAGAUUGUGAGAUGAGUCGCUUCGUUGCUCUACUUCCAGAUGCCUCGUGUGACAUGCUGCACAUCAUAGCCUCAUGGCUGAUCAUGUUACGUCACACAGUAAAGAGCAGACAUGUGGUCAUUUUAUUGACAGAAGCAAUAAUAUAAAGGAAUUCUUGAGCUUAUUCAGUUGGAGAGGACAAAUGGUCACGGCUUUGCUCAUCAGUUCCUCCAACUUUAGUGUGAUGCUCAUCUGUCAGUAAACAAUGUACAGUACAGAGGCUUGUGGCCACUGCCUCAACUUGGUCCUCUCCCAAGGUGUGGACAUAGUGACCUUUGUUCUGUACAGUGAUGAGGGACACUACUGUAUAGUGCUGACAACCAUCUGGGGUAAGCUGUGUGGCUCCUGCACACCAUCAGUAACUGCUGUACUGUGUUGUGUUAUUUAUCACAGUACACGAUGGUGGCACCACUGGUAGGCUUCACUGGGUUAAGUAAUCUGGUGUUAUAUAAUAAUUAUUUUUCCUGAAUUAAAACAUUGGAGUUAUUUUAUGUUUUACUGAGAUUAUUUAAAACAUGGGAUUGUACAGUAUUAUGUGUCUUACUGUGUAUAAAUCAAUACUGUAUUUGUACUCUACGCUCUAUCCCAAAAUCCAUCUCGGAGACGAGAAAAAACGAACUCCCCUUAAAAAUCGUGGCGACGGGUCUGUAUGUCACCUUCAGUUUUUUGUUUAGUAUUUGGCUCCUUGUAAAUAAUAUAUCUAGCAUAGCUAACUAGUUCACUCAUCACCAAAUAUUUUACAAUCAGAGAAACUUAUAAAUGGUGUCCUAACAUACAGGCUCAGAGUAAGUGAUAAUUAUGAUAAGUUGUAACGUUAAUUUUAACCUUCAAUAGUAUUACUGUACUGGUUCUCACUGGUGUAUAAUUCUGAGUCCUGAGAGUAAUAGUAUUACUAAUGUUUACACUCGCCCCAGAAAGCAUCUUUACCGUGGAGUCUGAGACAGUAAUUAAAAAAAACGGACGCUGCGACUCACCUUGUCCGGGUAGGGUUCUUGAAAAUUCCUCUUCCUGUAGUACUGUUCUCUCAUACAGAAGGGUAAAGACACUUCCUGGUGCGGGUGUAUGUCAUUUAGGUUCUCGGCGUGUAAGAAACAAAUGUGUGUAUAAGUUCCAGACAUCCUGCUUUAGUGUUUACAAGUUUAUGUUAUCGGGUAAAUCCGGAGUAGGAAACUGAUAUUAAAUGCUGUAUGAGUAGAAUUUUGUCCUUUAUUUAUCACGUUUGGUUUUAUUUCGUCUUUUUUCUUAAAUACUUUGAGAAAUUUAUUUUGAAUUGAAAUUGAUGGGGAAGGCUUGGGUGAUGGUAGUGGGGGGAGGUAUGGUGAGGGUGAUGGUAGUGGGGGAGGUAUGGUAGGGGUGAUGGUAGUGGCAGAAGUCAACAAAUUUACCCAACUGGUGGAACAACUUCCUGACUUCGUGAGGUGUAUUCCUAUUGGCUUUAACCAAAUGUAUCGAGAGUUGUAAUUGGCUCCAUGAGGUGUAUGGUAUUCCUAUUGGCUAUAACCAGAUGUAUCGAGAGUUGUAAUUGGUUGCAACUUAACUUGGCCAUAGGAACUGGUAGAUGUAGUAGGUAGUCUUGAGAAUCAUUUUAUCACCAAGCUCUGUGGCUGUGAACUCUGGAUGGUUCGGUAGACAGGAAUAUUUGGAUUUUGGUUCCUUUUGUAAUGAGGUUCAAUACUCCGAGUUGUUUAUAAAUAUUAAAACGGUAACAUCUAACAUUGGGGGGAGGGGGGGGGGUCAGGUACCAUCAGAGCCAUAGUUCUUGUUAUGCACACCAGGUGAAAUGCUUGGUAGACAGUGAAACCUCUAUUUAAUGGACUAUACAGAGAUAAAAGUCCAUUAUAUCAAGGGUCCAUUAGAUGUGAAACCUCCGUCUAACGAACUAUAUAGAGACAAAAUAACAUUAUAUUAACAGUACAUUCAAUGUGAACUCUUCCCAUUCCCCUCCCCCUUCAUUUAACAGAUUAUAUGGAGAGAAAUUCAUUAUGGGAAUUUCAUUAUCUGGUCAUGAAUCUGAUCUUCGAGUUGCUGUGACAACUUCAGGACCUCAGAAGGUUAAUAUAUAGCUUUAAUGUAGAAGUUCCCUGCUGAUCUACCAUGCCAUUUCCCACAAUACGGACAAAAAAAAAUAAAAUAAAACCCACAUGGAGGUCGAUUAUAAGAGAACUACAGUAUAAUGCUAUUCAUUUAUUUCCCAGAUGACUUGAACUGAAUGUAGGCAUCAUGCUAACCUAACCAAUCAAUCGUAUCCUGAUAACCUAUCCUAACUUAACAAAGCAAUAAUUUCGUGCUAUCCUAUCCUUACCAAGCCAAUCAAUUGUAUCCUAACCUAACCAAGCCAAUCAAUUGUAUUCUGCUAACCAAACCAACCAAAUGCACUGUUAACCUACUCUAACCCAAUCGCAGCAAACAUAUUAUGCUAACCUAACCAAACCAGCCAAACAUAUCAUACUAACCUAAUCUAACCAACCAAAUGCAUCAUGCUAACCUAACCCAAAAAACCGUACGAUUCUUAGGUUAGGUCUGGGUUGUCUGCGUUAAAGAGAGAUGGUUUUGUGGUCGUGCGUGUGUUUGGUAUCACAAGACUGGCUGCGUUGUGGUUUAUCGAGAUGCUCUUUCUGCCCAGCAUCCAUGAUUAUUAGUUGUACUGUGGGCAUUAGAUAUUCUUAUAUAAUUUAGUAAGAUCUCGCAUAUAGAAGCAAAAACAAUAAUUGGGGCACCAUAAUUUGUUGUUAAUUCCUGCUCAUCAACUCUGCUCUCAAACACGCUUGCUGAAGUGUAAUAGAAAAGGUUUAAAAAAAAUCUAAAAUAAGAUGUGAUCACUGUUCAUUUAUUGUAAUACUCAAGUCUGGCAUAACAUUUAGAAAAUAUAAUAAUAAUAAUUUCAGCCAUUUCCUGAGCUUUGCAUUUUAUAUGUUAGUGCGAACCUUACUCUGGGGAUUGUGAGAAAUAAUUAAAGUUUAUGUGUUUG